Peromyscus maniculatus bairdii (prairie deer mouse) is the source of this 8633-nucleotide messenger RNA. The record is from RefSeq and is a predicted model, not a curated record. NCBI's taxonomy places the organism in Eukaryota, Metazoa, Chordata, Mammalia, Rodentia, Cricetidae.
CUGUUGCCAUGACAAGCAUUUUCUUAAGGCAGCUCCGCUGUUGAGACCGUCCUAGGCUGGGGGUGGGGUGGGGGCACGAACUUCCUGGGGGACCAUCCCUCCGAAGACGGCGAGGUCGGACACCCGCCCAGCUCCCUGCACCCAUUUUCUUCCAGGAAGGUCCUUCGCGUGGAAGGGCUGGGGAAGAAGACCCUGCCCACUCCCCCAGCUGUAGCUCCAAGCUGUAGCUCCAAGCCGGCAUCACUAGGUGGUUUGCCACUCUGGGGAGAGCGGUGGGUGGUCACCCCACCCUCCUCGGUCCAUGGAAACGCGGAGGGAGAGUCCCGCUUGGAGACACCUGAAUCUUUGCUAGAAAGAGAGAGACCUAGCUGUCGUCGUCGUUAUCCAGGGAGCCCUCCUCUUUCUCCUGAUGACGGGGCUCUACCAUCGCAGUUGCUGGUUGUUGCUAAGAUUGCCUCCAUGGUAACAUGCUUAUCCUGUUUACGCUUCUAUGUGGACAAGUAGUCUAAGCUAGGAACCUGCCUGCUCUGGAUGACUAUUUCCAUCGCCACACAGAGGACACCAAUCAGCGUGACGCCAAGUCCGUCUUCUACUAAGUUCCCCCAACCUCUUCCUCCUCUCACUACUAGACUUGAUACAGAAGAAAAGAUCUAGGCUUGGUGUUGCUACUCUGAAGCUUAUUGCACAAGAUAUUGUCAAUUUAUCCCCUAACCGGGCCCCCAGAGAAGGAAGAAGUGAGAAGAAACGGAAGAGAAGGCAAGAGACACAGAUCAGUUGGAGGGAAACUCGACAUCUUCUCUGCUUGAGGGUUCUGGUAACCGCAGGCAAGAUGACGAGCUCAUCAGCACAUAGCUUGCCGGGCAACUCAAUAGCUGAGGACUAUGAAGGGGAGUUCGGCUGCACAUUAAUGGACCUGAGAAAGCUCAUGGAGCUUCGUGCGGCCGAUGCGGUCACCCAGAUCAGUGCCCACUACGGAGGUGUACAGAAUAUCUGCGACAGACUGAAAACCUCCCCUGUAGAAGGUUUAUCUGGGAACCCUACAGAUCUGGAGAAGCGUAGACUUGUUUUUGGACAGAAUGUGAUACCUCCGAAAAAGCCCAAGACUUUCUUAGAAUUAGUGUGGGAAGCCCUGCAGGAUGUCACGCUCAUCAUCCUGGAGAUUGCAGCCAUCAUCUCCCUGGUCCUGUCCUUCUAUCGACCCCCUGGCGGAGACAAUGAAGUCUGUGGUCAGACUACAAGUGGCCCAGAGGAAGAUGAGGAAGCAGAAACCGGCUGGAUUGAGGGGGCAGCCAUCCUUACCUCGGUGAUCAUUGUGGUGUUGGUGACAGCCUUCAAUGACUGGAGCAAAGAGAAGCAGUUCCGGGGGCUGCAGAGUCGCAUUGAACUCGAGCAAAAAUUCUGCAUUAUCCGGAAUGGUCAGCUCAUCCAGCUCCCAGUGGCUGAGAUUGUGGUGGGAGAUAUUGCCCAGAUCAAAUACGGUGACCUCCUCCCUGCAGACGGAAUCCUAAUCCAGGGGAAUGACCUGAAGAUCGAUGAGAGCUCUCUGACGGGAGAGUCAGAUCAUGUCAAGAAGUCUCUGGACAAAGAUCCCAUGUUGCUCUCAGGGACUCACGUGAUGGAAGGUUCUGGCCGGAUGGUAGUGACUGCUGUGGGGAUCAACUCUCAGACCGGAAUCAUCUUCACCCUCUUAGGGGCCAGUGAGGAAGAUGAGGAGGAAAAGAAGAAGAAAAGUAAAAAACAAGGAGUCUCUGAAAAUCGCAACAAAGCAAAGACCCAAGAUGGAGUGGCCUUGGAAAUCCAGCCUCUCAACAGCCAGGAGGGUAUCGACAGUGAGGAGAAGGAGAAGAAAGUAAGCAAGAUGCCCAAGAAGGAGAAGUCUGUGCUGCAGGGCAAGCUCACGCGCCUGGCUGUGCAGAUCGGGAAGGCGGGUCUGAUCAUGUCUGCUCUCACAGUGGUCAUCUUGAUUCUAUACUUUGUGGUUGAAAAUUUCGUGAUACAGCGCAGAUCGUGGCUCCCUGAGUGUACCCCGGUCUACAUCCAGUAUUUCGUCAAGUUCUUCAUCAUUGGCGUCACGGUAUUGGUAGUGGCUGUGCCAGAGGGGCUGCCACUGGCUGUCACCAUCUCACUGGCCUACUCUGUCAAGAAAAUGAUGAAGGACAACAACUUGGUACGGCACUUGGAUGCUUGUGAGACCAUGGGCAACGCCACAGCCAUUUGCUCUGAUAAGACAGGGACACUGACCAUGAACCGCAUGACAGUGGUGCAAGCUUUCGUUGGGGGCACUCAUUACCGCCAGGUCCCCAGCCCUGACGUCUUCCCGCCCAAGGUCCUGGAGCUCAUAGUCAAUGGCAUUUCCAUCAACAGUGCUUAUACUUCUAAGAUUCUGCCUCCAGAAAAGGAGGGAGGCCUACCUCGGCAGGUAGGCAACAAGACAGAGUGUGCCCUGCUGGGCUUUGUCACAGAUCUGAAGCAGGAUUACCAAGCAGUUCGCAAUGAAGUGCCCGAGGAGAAGCUCUUCAAAGUGUACACCUUCAACUCAGUGCGCAAGUCCAUGAGCACCGUCAUCCGGAAGCCUGGAGGGGGCUUCCGCAUGUUCAGCAAGGGCGCCUCUGAGAUAAUGCUGCGCAGGUGUAAUCAAAUCCUGGACAAGGGAGGAGAAUGCGUGCAGUUCAAAAAUAAGGACCGAGACGACAUGGUACGCAAUGUCAUUGAGCCCAUGGCCAGCGAAGGACUGCGGACCAUCUGCAUAGCUUACCGGGACUUUGACGGACCAGAGCCCAUAUGGGACAACGAGAAUGAAGUCCUUGCUGAGCUGACCUGCAUUGCAGUGGUGGGCAUUGAAGACCCCGUGCGCCCGGAGGUCCCUAACGCAAUUGCCAAGUGCAAGCGGGCUGGCAUUACUGUCAGAAUGGUGACAGGCGACAACGUCAACACAGCACGAGCCAUCGCCACCAAAUGUGGCAUUCUGACCCCCGGAGACGACUUCCUGUGCUUAGAGGGCAAAGAGUUCAACAGGCUCAUCCGCAACGAGAAGGGCGAGGUGGAACAAGAGAAGCUGGACAAGAUCUGGCCCAAGCUUCGGGUGCUGGCACGAUCUUCUCCCACGGACAAGCACACACUGGUGAAAGGUAUCAUUGACAGCACUGUUGGGGAACAGCGACAGGUGGUGGCUGUCACCGGUGACGGGACAAAUGAUGGACCUGCCCUAAAGAAAGCAGAUGUUGGUUUUGCCAUGGGUAUUGCAGGCACAGAUGUGGCGAAGGAGGCGUCAGACAUCAUCCUGACCGAUGACAACUUCACCAGCAUUGUGAAGGCGGUGAUGUGGGGCCGGAACGUGUACGACAGCAUUUCCAAGUUCCUGCAGUUCCAGCUCACCGUCAAUGUGGUGGCCGUGAUCGUGGCUUUCACUGGAGCCUGUAUCACUCAGGAUUCUCCACUGAAAGCAGUGCAGAUGUUGUGGGUUAACCUGAUCAUGGACACGUUUGCUUCGCUGGCCCUGGCCACAGAGCCCCCUACCGAUUCUCUGUUGAGGCGUCGCCCCUACGGGCGAAACAAGCCUCUGAUCUCACGGACCAUGAUGAAGAACAUCUUGGGCCACGCGGUGUAUCAGCUCACGGUCGUCUUUGUCCUUGUCUUUGCCGGUGAGCGAAUGUUCGACAUUGACAGCGGGAGGAAGGCCCCCCUCCACUCGCCUCCCAGCCAGCACUACACCAUCGUCUUCAACACCUUCGUCCUGAUGCAGCUUUUCAACGAAAUCAACUCCCGGAAGAUACACGGCGAGAAGAACGUCUUUGCGGGCAUCUACCACAACGUCAUUUUCUGCUCCGUAGUUUUGGGCACAUUCUUCUGCCAGAUUUUAAUCGUGGAAUUUGGGGGGAAGCCCUUCAGCUGUACACGCCUCAACCUGGAGCAGUGGUUGUGGUGUCUCUUCAUAGGGAUUGGAGAACUUCUGUGGGGCCAGAUCAUCUCUGCAAUACCGACCCAGUCUCUGAAGUUCCUCAAGGAGGCUGGGCAUGGCUCUGCCAAGGAGGAGAUCACCAAGGACGCCGAGGGAAUGGAUGAGAUUGAUCUUGCUGAGAUGGAGCUGCGCAGAGGCCAGAUCCUCUGGUUCCGUGGCCUGAACCGGAUUCAGACUCAGAUUGAAGUAAUUAACACAUUCCAGACGGGAGCCUCUUUUAAGGGAGUCCUAAAGCGACAGAACAUGAACCAACAGCUUGAUGUAAAGCUGGUUCCUAGCUCCUAUUCCAUCAAAGUGGUCAAAGUGUUCCAUAAUUUCCAACAAGUCGUCCAUAAACCCAGGAACCAACACUCCAUCCACAACUUCAUGAACCACCCUGAAUACAACGUAGACGAUGAAUUUCCGAAGUCAUCCCAGGAUGAUCAGGAGGAAGAUUCCGGACCGGGUCCUAAAUCGGGGACUGGGGUGCUCCUGUUGGAUGGUGAGGCCACUCCACAUGACAACAAAAACAACAAUGCCGUGGACUGCAACCAAGUGCAAAUCGUCGCCUCCCAUUCCGACAGCCCGCUGCAAAGCCUGGAGACAUCAGUUUGAACGUCCAUUCUCUGACUCCCGUCCCUGCUUUCCCUGUUUCUUUUAUCAUCUAUCCCGUCUAUAAGGUGACGAUGGGACUUGUCACUGUUGUGUCAGCUGCUCCUAAGUGUGUGAGAACCCCUACGUUGGCCGUGAAGAAACCAGAGCACAGGCCUACAAGGAUUCGGCCAAACCCUGGGCAGGUAAUGGUAGCUCUACUCCUCAAGUGUAUCAGUUGUCGUCUUUAAGGAAAUGAUGACAAUCCUCCUGGCAUCACCCAACCCAAGGUCUCCACAGCAUUCCCGCAGGUGUCACCGCCUCCUGACUUGGAGACUUUAUGAGUUUCUGCCAUUGACAAGCUGAGUUGUAGGCUCAGGGAGAGACAAAUACCCUGUGUUUGUGUUUCAGUAGACUGAUUACUCUUAGAACAUUUUUCCUAUUCUGAAAAUGUCCACCCUAAGGCCUCUAGCUCUUCCUGCUCUUCAGUCUGACCUCUCCAAGGUUCUUUGGUUCUUAUGUGACCCUUCUCAUCCUUCCUCUUAACUCUUUAUUUUUUUUUUUCCUAAGUUGUGGUAAUUAAGAGAAUGGAAAGGACAUGGACAAGCUGAGUCAACUUUGGCCCCUUCUGGCCCCCGUAGAACCUUUCAUUUUGUUCUAGAGGCAGGCAGAUUUCUUUGCUAAAAUGGUCUUUUUGGAGCAAAUGAGCUAGUGAAAUAUUUCUCUAUUUCCACCAGGUCAGCUCCAACUUCUGAAUGUCCAUUGGUCUUCUUGAGUAUGUCGGGGUUUUUAAGUGCCAGGGAAAUCAGCCAUGACCAUGAAGCUUUCAUAUGUAUAAUAUGUAGUUUUUAACCACAGGCUUGAGCUUCCUCCUUGCCUAAGGUGGUAGCAAAAGAAUGAAUGGGGCAUGACCCUGCCUCCUAGCUGGAUGAGGAGUUUCAGGACCAACAUGGGGCAGGCGUAGGACCAGAAAUCACUGAAGCAGACUAUUUUCAAGGGUAUUUGCCAAGACUCUCCCAGGGCAGGAGCUGAUGGAUAGGGGAAUGGGUGUUCAGAAGCCUUGGGAGGGGCUAGAGAACCAAUCCCUAGGGAUCUGAGAAACCUCCCCUCAGGCUAGGCGCCUGAGUACCAGCUUUGACAUCCUCUUUGCUUUUCUAAUUCUAUGCUUUGUUGUGUCCCACAACAUUUUCUGCCUCUCAGGAGGUCCCCAACUCUUGCAAAUAUUUCAAUGUUGAAAAUACACACCGGAAAGAGGAGGCUCCCUGACAGGGUUCUGAUUCAAGGAGCAAAAGGCCCUUCCCCGGAAAGCUCCCUGCCUCCUCUCUCCUCGCUUCACACACACGCUCUCCCAGCCGUCAGCAGUGUCUCCACUGCUACCCAGGAAAGCCCGUGCCUUUUCACCCCCAACACUGCCCAAAGCAUCCUCUGCCCACCCGCCUCUCGGGAGUUGGGAACUUCACCGAAAGGGACUUCGCCUUACUGGGAUGAGGUGGAGGCACGUUCCCAGGUGCUCCAUCUCUACCCCUGCUAUGCUGAUCUAAGCAUGUUUGUGCAGGUGGACCAAACUGAUGUCCCCAAGUCCCAUCUCCCGUGAGUUCAGUGAAGCCUGCCUCCCAAGGCUCAUGAGAGCUGCCAGGGUUCCACUUGGGAGAGAAAGACAAGAUGAACUUGUCCCCUCCUAGCCUUUCUUCUAGAGAUCUUCCUCCACCCAAGCUGCCAAGAUAGGAUGAGUAAAGGAACAAUCCCCAGUCCGCACCCGUUACAGCCUGCUCCAUCAUUACAGGAAGUAGCGAGAAGGCUUUGAUUUUGAGUUUUGCAAAGCUUACACACUUGAGCAAUCUUUCCUCGUGGCGAAAAAACAGCUCACUGGAGUUGUUAAUUAUUCACACACACACACACACACACACAAAGUACAUUCAAAGAUUGAUUCUGUCAACUCUUUUAUUACCUCAGAUCAUUUUUCAAAGCAAGCCAAUAACAAGCUUCGAAGGCCAUUUACCAUCCUUGCUCCCAAGAGACUUUUGUGGUGCCUGGAAGGUUAUUCUUGAGGGCUUUAUGUCUACUUUUUCAAAGUCAAUAGUUUGUGUGUGUGUAUGUGUGUGUGUGCGCGCGCGUGCGCCUGUGUAUGUGUGUGUUCCAGUUUCCAUAGUAAGAGAGAAAAUAUAGAAAUAUUAUGCAAAAAAACAUAGUUUUCUUUAGAUCAGAAACUAAUAUUUUUGAGUCAGCCAUAUAUAUAUAUAUUGUUUGAAGAACUUCAAAUAAAAUGCCGUCACAGAGCACCAUAGAGGGAGCACUCAGCCAGCUGUUUGGCAUGACAGGUGGCUCAGUAUAUUUGUAAUUGGUUUUAAAAAUAUAUAUAUAAUAUACCAUACUUCCUUUCUCCAAACAGCCAUCUUUAUAUUUAGGGAAAAAUAAUUGUUGGGUUCUAGACUUUUUUAAUAUAUAUUUUGUUGAAAUGGAAUUGAGUAAGUUCAAGUGUUUCUGUGCAUAUGUUUUUCCUAUUCAGUUUCAGUGAUCCAGGUGGCAGUGAGUAAAUAUGACAGAAGUUGAUAACAGAUUCCCCUAAAUGGUGCUUCGGAUCUGAGAGAGGUCUGAUGGGGAGAAAGAGAAACUACCCUAGAGCCCUGUUUUGAUAACCCUGCAGGUAGUGAGGGAAACCCCAGGAAAGAGGCUUCCCCUCUGUCAGGACGUGGAUGUACGCUGCCGAGGAGGAGCGCCAGGCUUGUUGGUAACCAGGGCCGCGGGCCAGCUGGGCUUGUUGAUGAGGCGUUAGCUGGCAAGCAGUGACAGUGGCAGUCUCUCCUGGUAGGCAAGGGAACUGUGACAUAGGGGGACUUGCAUUUCUUUACGCUUCUUUCACUUCCCCUUCCCCCUAGAGUGACCCCAUUAGUGAGUCUUUGUGCAUGAAUCUGCGUAGUGGCACCUUCCUCUUUUGUAUGACACAGCAGAUGGGAGACUGAGCUCCAAAUGGAAAAGAUAAAUACAGCAAUGGUUGCUUCCAGUCUGACAGUCUGAGGACGAGGUCCCUCUCAACAGUCCUUCACUGUCCUCUAGAGUGCUUUUCCCAUCCCAAAGGAUGUAAGAGAGACCAGCUAGACCCCCCUCUGGGCCUUUGUGGAAUUCCUCAGGUUUGGAUUUAUAUUUUUUUUCCUUCAAGCUUUAGGGGACAGUUGCACAGAACAAUCAGAGUGAUUACCUCACUGCCGAAAACCCAGAGGGGCACGCGUGCUUGAGUGUGCCUGACUCCUCUCCUGCGUCCCUCCCUUCCUCCCAUCCCUUGCCUUACAGUUAAAGCGACCUGCGACCUGCGGUACCAUCCCAGUCUGCGCACUCAGCCACCUUUGCGUCUCGGGCCGCCCCAUGCCACUGGUGGGCGUGCGCACUUACAAUGCCUGCUCUUCUAAAGCCAUCCCAGCCUCUUCCUCAGUAGACCGCAUACCCUCCCUCCCUCCCUCCCUGCCAUUCAGCUCAGAGCCAGAACUUUUGCCUUCCCAGCUCUGCAGUGAGGCCUGCUGUCCCCUUUCUUCUUCCUGGGAGAGGUGAAGGGAGGUGAGCUCCCUGCCACCCAGUCGGCCUUUGGUUCGUGUUUUCUCCCCAUGUGUAUAUAUGCCAUAUGUAAAUAUGCCAUAUAUAUGUGCCAACAAGUUGAUCUAUGCCAUCUUUUCUAAUCGGCAUGCAGAUAGGAAUUUUGAGUUUCUUCGCAGUAACUAGUAUAAUGAGCACUGGUUAUUUUUGUACAAAAGAAAAAGAAAAAAACAAACAAACAGAAAACUGACUGUUGUAGUCUGCAUGACAGACAUGAUGAUAUCAAAGCAAUGUAUAUCCUAGUGUGUAUUGCCAUAGUUUGCAGUUCAGCUUAACAGUGCACCCCAUCUGUAUUUGCAUUUGAUAUUAUUUAAGCUCUAUGUAUAAUGUUUCGCAUGUAUUUAUAUGGUUCUUGUGGGGGAUGCUAUAAACUGACAAAUCUGUAAUGCAAAUGUGUCAUCCCACUGAUACGGGAAGAAGAGUUUGGAAAGGGGUCAUUUGUUGGAACCAAUAAAGCUUUUUGCUGAUGAGCAGAAACCAAUGCCAUGCACUGAGAAUAAAAACCCAUGCCCACUUGUAA